AUGAACCUGAACCAGAUGAAGUUGAUGAUGAAGUUCAGCCUCAAUUUGAAUUCAAUGUCCCCGGAGAAGAAGGGGUUCCUGAACCUGAACCAGAUGAAGUUGAUGAUGAAGUUCAGCCUGAAGAUGCACCGAAUAACCAAGAAGAAGAAGGGGCUGAUCCCAAUGGGAGAUGAUGAUAAUGUGGAGCAGGAAAUGGGAGAAGAAGAAGAUGGGCAGGAGGAAAAUCAAGAAAACGAAGUAAUUGAACGGCCGGAAGAAAGUCAAGAACCAGUUGAAGGGGAAAAUUCCGAUGAUGGGCCCAAAGAAACAGAGGAUUUUGAGCGUCAAUUUGAUCGGAAUCCAGGGAAGAGGCCAAUGAGAGAAAAAGAAGAAGGACUUAAUCGUUCUGGUCAACACGGGUCGAAGGAUCGAAAGCAUCAUGUUGAUCAAUCUGGAAUGGUGAUCAGAACGGCGCCUAAUGGUGAUGGGGAUGAUGAUGGCCACGAUCAAGGAACAGUGGGAGUUCAUCAUUCCGAUCCUGAUCAUCAAUCCGCGUUCUUGAUUAUCUAUACACCAGAGGUGGUGUAA
Oldenlandia corymbosa var. corymbosa is the source of this 567-nucleotide messenger RNA. Lineage: Eukaryota; Viridiplantae; Streptophyta; Magnoliopsida; Gentianales; Rubiaceae. The record is from the annotation of a GenBank genome assembly.